Messenger RNA from Didymodactylos carnosus, 711 nucleotides. The record is from the annotation of a GenBank genome assembly. NCBI's taxonomy places the organism in Eukaryota, Metazoa, Rotifera, Eurotatoria, Philodinida, Philodinidae.
GGAAAUUUCUUUCUUACGAAUUCGUCCUAAUUUACGAAUUGGCAAAAGGAAGAAAAGACGCAAUUUUUUGGUUCGGUUUUGAUCAUUUGUGUUAGUUCGAAUCAGUUCGCAUUGAAUUACGAAUUCGCAAAACAAUGGUAAAACGCGAAUUGUUGCAUCAUUUUUACGCCCAAAAAUUGCGAUUCGUCAAUUCGUCUUUAGACACUUUGUCCACACUAAUGGUUUUGCUUGGGCAGUGAAGAUCAUGAUCAAAAUGAAAUUGAAGGAGAAGAAUACGACGAAGAAGAAAUAAUUGAAGAAAUUUUGAGUGAAGAACAAGUCAAAUUUGGCAGCGAAUUCGUCGAUUCGUCAACAUCGACUAUACCAAUCCGACACUACGAUGCGACAGAUAUCUCGGUGGUAUUAUUAAUGAUUAAAAAGAAACAUAAGUGUACAAAUAGUCUCAUGAUUGACAUAUUGAGAUUGUUAAGAAUAUUAAAAGUUUCAAAUGUUCCGUCAUCUUGGCACAAAUUAAAACAGCUCAUUGGAAGAACAGAUGAAGAACUGCAAGAAAAGCAACAAAUGAUUGAAUCAAUUUUAUAUUUUUGUCCUGAACGUGGACAACAAUCAAAUAAUCAGAGCAAAUGUACAAAUCCGAAUUGUUCCUAUAAUACAAACACGUCCCAGGACGAUGAAAACGAGAUAAAAAAUGACGCGUUUAUGGCUCAUUAA